This is a messenger RNA of Cinara cedri, 11587 nucleotides long. Lineage: Eukaryota; Metazoa; Arthropoda; Insecta; Hemiptera; Aphididae. The record is from the annotation of a GenBank genome assembly.
AUGACUCUUUACCGAUUCGUAAAUCCCGGUAAGUUAAAAGUAUAUAUUUCCAACAAUAAUCCACAAUGUAUCUAUGUUUUAAUGAUUGUAAUUAAAAUAUUGUAAAUCGAGUCCAUUUAAAUUUAAAGGAUCACAUUUUUUUAAGCUGUUACAUAAAAUUGUAUAACUUUUAUGAAAUAAAUAUAUUAGAUCAAUUUAUUUGUUUUGUAUAUUUAAUGUAAUGAUGAAAAUUGUAGAUGAGAAACUGGAAUAUGGAGAGGAGAAAUCAAAAUUUGAAGGUACUAUUUCUUCAUCGUUUGUGUAUAAUCCAUACAUGUUCUUAGACUUACAAACGCAAAGAAAUAAAUUACCUAUUACAAAGUACCGCAAUGAAGUUUUAUAUCUCUGUGAAAAGUUUCAAACUCUAAUAUUGGUCGGAUCGACUGGGAGUGGAAAAAGUACUCAAGUAUCACAAGUAUGUUUUACAUAGUACCUAUACAUUUUAUUUUAUUAUCUAACAAAUUAUACAGUUGUAGUCUAUUAUACAAUGUCCAGUUAAAAUAAUUAUUUUUUAAUGUACCUGCUUUUAUUUCUGAUAGGUUUAUCCUAUUUAAAUCAAUUCUCAUUGUUUUAUCAACUUCAUUACUUUUAUAAAAUUAUUUUACAUUAAUUUUAUAAUAAUUAUGAAAAUUGUUUAAUUAAUAGAAGUAAUUUUAAUAUGUAUAUUAGGUAAUAUAUGUUUACUAUAAAUAUUAACAUUUUUUCAGAUGCUUUUAGAUUGUGGUUUAUGCAAAUUUAAUAAAUCAAUUGUUAUCACUGAACCUAGGAAACUCAGUGCCAUAACAUUAGCUACUCGUGUUGCAGAGGAGCAAAACACAAAUGUCGGUCAUACAGUAGGCUAUUCAGUUAGAUUUGAUAAUUGCUGUCAACCAGAUACAAAGAUUAAAGUUAGUCAUUUUUUUUUUUUUUUUUAUAAACCGCCCGAAAAGCUUUUAUUGUAACGAUCAUAAUAAAUCUUUAACAAUGCAUUAUCACAGGUCUACAUAAAUACUUGUGAUGUAUGUAAUAUAAAUAUAUUAUAUAUAUUAAUUAAUAUAAAAGACUUUAAAUUAAUUUUAGCAGUGUUAAUUAUCUAUACAAUAAUAAAAUAAUGAAGUUAAUGGAAAUUAUUUUCCCAGGCUAUUUAUGAGUUCUCAUUAUUCCUAUCAUUUUUUGCAUGAAUAUCUUUUUAUAUAGUGUGAAAGGUUACAGAUUUUUUUUUUUUAAACCGCCCGAAAGCUUUUAUUGUAAAGAUCAAAAUAAAUCUUUAACAAUAUAUUAUUACAGGUGUACAUAAAUACUUGUGAUUUAUUUAUAUACAAAAAUAAAAAAUGAAAUAAACAUGUGUGGAAUCUCACUCCCAGUGGAGUGGCCCGGUCUUAGUUUAAUAAUCUUUUACUAAGUCAUAUGGUCUUUGAGACGCCUAAUGUCUAGAGAGUUGUCUAGUAGUUGAAUUGCUGCUGAAUUAGUGUGUUGAUCCAAUCUUAUCUCAUGUUUGCGACAAAGGCGAUCAUCAUAUCUCGGUGGAUAAUUUCGUUUCUGUCAUACCGGUUAGCUGGAAAAGAAGAGAAUGUUAGAUAAAUCUGUAUAAUAUUAUAAACAAUAUUAUUAAAGAAAAUAUAUAAUACCUAUUUCAUUAAUUUACCACAAUAUGAAAUAUACAUUGUUGACAGUUUUUUGAUGGGGUAAAGAAAGAUAUGGACAAUGUAUAUUACUAGAUAAUGUCGGUUCUGUAAUACCAGUUAGCUGCGAAAAUGGUACGGAGAGCGAUGUUCUGCCAACAUUGUAUAAUCUCAAUAUUGGACUUGCUGGUACAAUCCCACAGUUGAAUUCCAUAAGUCCAUAUUGGUUUAAUUAUCAUUACAUACAAGAGGCGUUUGCUUGUGAGAUUGCUCUAGUUCAGAAUGUUUUUCAACCAGCCAAUAUAGUUGUCACAUUUUUUUCUGUCUAAAGUGAUGCUUCCAGUUGAGCCGAGAGUCCAGGUGCAUUCCUAGAUAUUUUGCUGAGUCACACUGUGGGAUGCUCUGCUGAUCUAGUAAUAACGGUUUAUAGAGGGUUUUACGCAAGGUGUAAUUUAAGUGCACCGAUUUUUCACUGUUAAUUUAAAUCUUCCAAUUCGUCCAGUUGGAAACAUUGUUGAUGGACCUUUGAAGCCAAUCAGUCGCAAUAUGCUGGUCUUCAUUUGUUGUCAUUAUUGCCGUGUCAUCAGCAAACAUGGCUGUCAUUGAACAGUUAUCGGUUGGAAUGUCCGCUGUGUAGAUUCAGUUCAGGAUUGGUCCAAGGACGCUUUCCUGUGGUACACACACCAGUAUCUUUUUCCAAUCAGUUAAUGCUUCUGCAUGAAUGACCCUGAAUUGAAGGUAGGAUUCGAAAUGUGCACACCUGGUGUGUGACAGCUGUUCACAUAGUUUUAUAAGUAAUCAUUUGUGCCAAACUUGUCAAGGAAUACUCCGCAGCAAUACUUUUUCUCUUCAAGCGCUUUGCUUAUUAUUUUGGUGACAUGAUGGACCUGGUCGAUUGUUGAGUGUUUAUUUCAAAAUCCAAACUGAUGUUCUAGUAUAAGCUGUCUUUCUUCUAUUAAUGGUUUUAAGUGUUUUAGCAGUAGUUUUUCAAAUAAUUUUGAGAUGCUUGGAAGAAGCGAAAUUGGUCUAAAUGAAGUUACUUGUUCUGGUGGUUUUCCUGAUUUAAGUGCCAUGAUCACUUGGGCUCGUUUUCAUUGUUUAGAAAUGUAUUCCAUACAUAGAAUGGCAUUGAAUAUGUGUGUUAGAUGAAUUAUAGCUUUUUUAGAUAACUCUUUCAGAAUAUUUGGGUUAAUCUGGUCGUAUCCAAGCGCCUUUUUUGGGUUGAUAUUCAUAUCAAUUUCUUUUGCGAUUUCAUCUGGAAUAAAAUGCUUUUAUCUUAUCGCAUGUUUAAAGUUAGUAAUUAGGUAUAUUUUUAAACUGUAUUUUUUAACAAAAUGUAUAUAUAUAUUGUAAAUAGUACAUUACGGAAGGUAUUCUUUUAAAUGAAAUGAUGUAUAAUCCAUUGCUGGUUAACUAUUCAGUAAUAAUAUUGGAUGAAAUACAUGAAAGAAGUUUGAUGACUGAUAUUUUAAUGGGACUAAUUAAAAAAAUUUUAAAGGUUAGUAUUUUAUAAUUAUUUUAACUUUUAAAUUAUUUUAUUAUAAUUAAGCAAAUUUUUCAGAAACGACCUACUUUACGACUUAUAAUAUUAUCAGCUACUAUGGAUUUCACACAGCUUAAAUCAUAUUUCAAUCUUAACCCUGGGAAUAAUCCAGAUGAUGAUACUGCAGCUGUGUUAGGUGUUGAAGGAAAAUGUUAUCCUGUUUCAAUCUAUUAUUUAAAUGGUAAUAUUUGUUAAGUUUUAUUUUAACAAUUAAAUAAUUAUAAAACUUACAUACUAACAUAAAAAGAAAGAGGUGAGAGAAGAAGGCCGAAAAAGUGGUGAUUGAAUGAAUGUGUUUGAUAAUGAUAUGAAAAAAACCAGUGUAUGGUAGGUGGGAUCUUGGGUCAACUGGAAGUUUACAUUGAGAGUUGCGGACCUCAGAUAAUUGGGAAGAAGGUGAGGAGAAAAUAAAACUAAUAUACAGAGUAACCCAUUGUGUUAGAUAAAUUUUUCUAGAUGUUAAUAUUUAAAUUUUUUUUCAAUUUGUAGAGUUGCUAGUUGGUCACUUUUUCAUCUAAAUGCCACUUUUUAUUUUUAUUUGUCGUACAUUUUUUUCGAACAAUAUAUAAUAAUUAUUUCCAAAUAUUUUGAGAUUUAUUGUUAUACUAAAAGUGAUAUAAUUUUAAAUUUUUCUCUGCAUAAAGACUGAGUUAUAUUAUAUUUUAGUUGUCUAAGUUAAUAAAUAUCUUAAAUCUUAAUUGUAGCAUUGCUAUAAAUGCUGGUUAAUCAACCGAAUGUAAACUAUACUCUUUUUCGUUAUUUAAAUAAUUAACAUAUUAUAUUAAAACAUUAUGUUACCAAGUAUUAAUAAUAGGUUUCUAUAGAAAUUUGUGUUUUAAAUCCAUUUUUUCAAUUUUAUCAAAUGAUAUCCGCUUAAUGGGGACACAUCGGGCGGUAACCUAUUUGUCCCAUUAUCCGACUGUCCCGAUUAGCCGAACUGACGAAAAAAACAACUUUAAAAAAACUAAAAAACUUUAUUUAAAAAAUAUAUACAUACUUACUAUUCAUACUUUAUUUAAAAAUUACAUAUAAUUAUUAUUAUUAUUAUUAGUAGUUGUACAUUAUAUUUACUAUUUAGUAUAAUUAUAUUGUAAAUUUAUUUAAUACAUUACGUAGAUACUUAAUUCAUAUUUUGUUAAGCUGCAGAAAAUCGUCCAUUCUUCUUUGCUGUAAUUUAUCAAGAAUUUGCUUAUUGAUAAAAUCUGCACAAACAUCUAGUGAAGUUGUUGGGACAUUUUCGUUUCCAUUUUGCAUGAAAUAUAGUCUCAGCUNUUAUUAUUAUUAGCAGUUGUACAUUAUAUUUACUAUUUAGUAUAAUUAUAUCGUAAAUUUAUUUAAUACAUUAUGUACAUACUUAAUUCAUAUUUUGUUAGGCUGCAGAAAAUCGUCCAUUCUUCUUUGCUGUAAUUUAUCAAGACUUCGCUUAUUGAUAAAAUCUGCACAAACAUCUAGUGAAGUUAUUGGGAUAUUUUCGUUUCCAUUUUGCAUGAAAAAUAGUCUCAGCUGAUCAAUGCACUUUUCUGCUUCUCUUGUUGUAAUUUUGACGGGUUGAACGUCGUCAUUUUCAUCACUUUCUUCAUUUUGCAGACUUCUCUCAGCAAUUUCGUCAAGAANAGUGAAGUUGUUGGGGCAUUUUCGUUUCCAUUUUGCAUGAAAUAUAGUCUCAGCUGAUCAAUGCACUUUUCUGCUUCUCUUGUUGUAAUUUUGACGGGUUGAACGUCAUCAUUUUCAUGAAAUUUUUUAAGAAUUUCCAGUAAUUUAGUUAAAGACCAUUCAUCAGCUCCGUUUGAAUUAGCACUUGAUUUUUCUCCGUGAAAUCGCUUGAAUUUAAUAUUAUUCCUAUCCUUCCAACGACUCAUCCAACCUUCUGUGGCCUUAAAAUUACCAUGUCCAAUUUUUUCAGCAAAAAAUUCAGCUUUCUGCUGUAACAUGGAGCCCGAAAUAUGAACACCACGUUCUGUAACAGCAGAAAACCAUUCGUUCAUAGCUUUGUCUACUUCGGGAUCUUUGCCUUCCCGCUUUCUUUUUCUGUUUACAGNGCAGUCCACGGUAAUGAGUUUUUAAAUUCUUAAUGAUCCCCAUAUCGAGUGGUUGAAUGAGAGAAGUAGUAUUUGGAGGCAGAAACUCAAGUGUGAUAUUUUUUAAAUCUAUCAAGUGGGGAUGUGGUCCAACAUUAUCAACAAUUAAUACAAUUUUCCUUGAUUGUUUUCCAAGCUCUUUGUCCCAGUCUUUCAAUCAUGAUGUAAAUAUUACUGCUGUCAUUCAUGCAUUUUUAUUCGCUAAAUAAGAAACAGGCAAGUUUGUUAUUUUUAUAUUUUUGAAACAUCUUGGCUUCGUGGACUUUCUGAUUAUCAACAGCUUUUUUUUAUCUGUGCCUGCCAUAUUACAACAACACAAAACUGUUAUACAAUCCAUAGCCUUUUUUGAUCCUUCGAGUGUUUCACGUUUAUAGCACAAAGAACCAUCCGAAGUCGCUCGGUAGAACAAACCAGUUUAUAAAUGCAUUAUAAAUGUCCUGAGAGGAAAAUUUUUUAAGAAUUUCCGGUAAUUUAGUUAGAGACCAUUCAUCAGCUCCGUUUGAAUCAGCACUUGAUUUUUCUCUGUGAAAUCGCUUGAAUUUAAUAUUAUUCCGAUCCUUCCAACGACUCAUCCAACCUUCUGUGGCCUUAAAAUUACCAUGUCCAAUUUUUUCAGUAAAAAAUUCAGCUUUCUGCUGUAACACGGGGCCCGAAAUAUGAACACCACGUUCUGUAACAGCAGAAAACCAUUCGUUCAUAGCUUUGUCUACUUCGGGAUCUUUGCCUUCCCGCUUUCUUUUUCUGUUUACAGGUGCACUAUUGCNACUCACGAAGACUAUGAUGUUGAGCCUUAAUUUUGUCCAAAAUGGAAAUUUUUUCAACCAACGUCAAAUCUUUACGAGUCAUAAUUGUUACGCAUUAACACAAACUGGGAUCAAUAAAAACUUUAAUAAACACACAUACAUUAAUACACAGAGACAAAAGAAUGUGAACUAAAGGUUUUCGAUUUUGUAGGCUAGUUGACUCUGAUCGUGGUAGUAGAAGAUAAACGUACAUUACAUUUGUACAUAUAUAUAAAAUAUAAUAGAGCCAUAAAGAUUAGAUAAUUUAGGUCAGAAUACCUAGUUAGACGCUUUUAUUUUUGUCCCUUAUGGUUAACCCAUGGUUUGUCCCCAAUAAACAAAGUUAAAUUGCCUUAAACGAAUACAUUCAUAUUCGGGACUAUGUCAAUUUGUCCCCAUUAAGUGGAUUCUAUUGUAUUUAAAAAAAUCAAUUCUUUGAGUUGGUACAUUGCACCUGUUUGCAAUUUAAUAAUUAUAAGUAUCUAUUCAUUCUACCUACAUUUAAAUUGGGUAUGUUUUCAUCUUACUAUAAUUUCAUGUUUAUGUCCAAUACAAAUUAUGCAAUGUAUCUUUUGCAAAAUUAUAAUAACAUAUUUAUAAAUUAAGCUAAAUCUUAUGAAACUUGGUUUAUUGAUGCAUAUGUUUCUUUUUAGAAAUUUUUUUUUAUAAAUUUCACUCACUUUAUCCACUAUUUUAAAUACAACACAUUGAUGACAACCCUGAAUCUGCUUUUUUUUUAAGAGAAAUUUUUAUAUUGAAAAAAUUUAAUUUAUUUAUCAAUGCCCUAAUCACUUAAAAAAAAAAAUAACUAUUUAUUUACUUUAUAAAAUUUUUAAAAUAAUGUAAAAAAUAUUUUAUUAUUAUUCUAAAAAUAUUAAUGUAUUAUACAAUCAUAUCUGAUCAAUAGUUUUUUAGUAACAUCAGUUUCAAUUUCUAUCAUUUAAAUUUAUAAAACAAUAAAUUAAGUUGAACUAUCUUAUACUAAGAAACUAUUGCUUAGAUAUGAAUGUGAUACAUUAUAAUUUUUAGAAUAAUAAAAUAAUAUGUUUUACAAAAUUGUAUUAAGUGAAUAAAUAAAGUUUUAUUUUUUUUUUUUAGUAAUUAGAAAAAAAAUACUUCAUAGAUAAACUAGAUCCCUCCAUUUGCUUCUAGCAGUGAUUCCUAAUGGGGGGGGGGAUUUCCUCAACCGAAGGAAAUUUAAAAACUGCAUGGGAGCGAAUAUAGUGAUGAAAUAACAAGCAUUUUAUUGUUAAAAUAUUUAUGCCAUUUUACAAUAUAAAAUUGAUAAAAUUGAAAACAAUAAAUUAAUUUUAAUUUUAUAAUGUAUAUAACAAAUAGUUAUUUUAUAAAAUUAGCAGCUCAUUAAAAAACUCUAAUAUUCUUAUUUUAUUUAAUGGGGGGAGAAGGUUGGUGAGUUGGCAGAGUUGGUGGGCACUGUUGUAAUUAAAAAGUUGGAAAAGUAGGAUAUAAAGAGAAUUGUAUGUAUAUAUAUUAUCUGCACACAACAAUUUUAUCAUUGUCAAUGAAAAACAAUUCUAUAUUGCCUCCCGUGUAUUUUAUGUCCAUAGAAUACCUAUUAAAUAAAAAUUCUCAAAAUUAAAAGUAAAUAAAUAAAAUAGUUUGAAUAUUUUACAACAUCUAGAAAUGGAAAAUAUAAUUUUUCUGUCCAAAUAUCAAGUCUCCAUGAAUAUUUUUACCUAAAUUAUAAAAAAAUACAUUUUAUUAAUUCUCCCGUUUUUCUUAUUUAUUAUAAAAUCCCUUUAGAAAAUCACAAGUAACCUUAAAGUUCCACCCACAUACAAUUAACUCUCAGAAAAUAUACUACACUUGAAUAUCAUAGCAAUACUUCUGGUAAAAAAGUUGUUUACAGAUAAAAAAAAAUAAACAUCACUGUUAAACAAGUACAUUUCUUGCUUCAGAAACUAAAAAAUUGAAUCUAACAGCUCUAGAAAAAUUACUUUUUUAAAAACUAUUCACACUUUCAUGUUUUAUUAAAGUAUUGACUGAAAUAAUUUGUUUUGAAAAUGUUUGAGAACAUGCAGCUCUAAAAUGUUACAUAAUUCUAUUUUUUUUUUGUUAUCAAAAAUAGGUAGUCAUUUCACUCUCAAAAAUAAGCUUGACAUAAUCUUAGAGUUGCUUGUUUCUGUAAUUUAAAAAAAAAAUACAGUUUUAUAUUUAAUUAAUUACUCUGUAUAUUGAAUAUAUUUUGUAAAAAUAUGUUUAGAACCAACACCAAAUUAUGUAGAUGAAUCAAUUAAUACAGUAUUAAAAAUUCACCAAAGUAGAAAACCAGGUGAUAUUUUAGUAUUUUUGACUGGAAAAGAAGAAAUAAUGCUAGCAGUUAAUUCUAUAGAUGAUUACAACAUUAAACACACAGAUGAUAAGUAUGAUUUUGAUGAAUUAUUCCAUCUUAAAUUUUAAAUUAUCAAGCAUUUCUAAAUUUUUCUUGUUAUAGUACAAAAGCUAGUUUUAAAUUUUAAAUUAUCUUAGAACGUCUGGCCUUAUUUUAAUUUUAAUUGAAUAUUUUACUAAUGUAUAAUAUCCGAUAAAUAUUUUAGUCUUUAAAGAAUAUUAAAAUUUCUUUUUAACUUAAUACAAAUUUAAGUUAUAUAAUUUUUUUUUUUUUUUUUAAUAUAGAAUAAAAUUACUUCCUGUGCCUAUGCAUGGAAUGUUAACGAAUGAUGAUCAACUGAAAGCAUUUCGACCAACACCUAGAGGAUAUAGAAAAGUUGUUUUUGCAACGAAUGUUGCAGAGACUUCAGUUACAAUUUCUGGAAUUGUUCAUGGUAAAUUCAUAAAUCAUAAUUAUAAAAAUGAUUAUAUUGUAUGAUAAAUUGUUUCUCCGACUACAUAUAUUUUAGAAUUGAAUGCAAAUUUAUUUGUCCUUGAUCAUAAAUUAUUAAUAACUCCAGAGAAAUAAUUUUAGAAACUUGAUAUUGAAUAUAUAAUCUAUAAAUUAAAAAGUUAUAUUGAAAGAAAUUGAUGAAAGGGCUAAUGUUAAUGCAGAAAUGAUGAGUGAAUUAUAUUUUUGGUCUAUUUUGUUGCUUUUAAAAUUUUGGGAAGUUUAUUCAAUUCUAUUCAUCAUAUGUUUUAUAUUUAGAAAAGUCUAAAAAAAAUUCCUAUUGUUCAGUUAUUGAUAUCAUUCAUUAAAUAAUUAAAAUGUUUUACUGUGCCUCAAUAUUGUUCCACUUGAUAUAUAAAUAUCCUUUAAAUUUAAAACAUUAACAGACAUAAUUAAAUUCCAUAACAAUAAACAAAAAUAAUAUAAAAAGUAAAUGCCUAAAUAUUAAAAAAUUAAUUAAUUAUGAGUUAUGGUUAUAUAAUUGAUAAUUUUAUUAAAUGUAAUAGUCAUAUAGUAAGCAGUUUAUAAUUGAUUUAGUAGAGAAUCUAGUUUUGAAUACUUUAAUCAAAUAUUUAGAAAAAUUACUCUCAAUUCACAUAGUUUAAAUAAAUUAGAUUUCAAGUAUUCACCUGACUACUAACUUCAAAAACUAAAAUUCUCAAUAAUUAUUUAUUAUAAUUUCUCAAGCAUUAUUGUACAAAAUAUCAAUAUUAUAUUUUAACUUUAUUAAUUUAAUCCAUUUAUAGUUAUUGAUUGUGGAUUUGUUAAACUAAAGUGGUUUAAUUACAAAUUUGGAGCUGAUUCAUUGAUUACUGUCCCUAUAUCUAAAGCAUCAGCAAUUCAAAGAGCUGGCCGUGCAGGAAGAGACCAACCUGGAAAAGUAUAUAGGUACUUAUAUGCAAAAUUAAUAAUAGAUAUUAAUAAUUUUAAUAUUACCUUGAUUUUUUUAAUAUUUUCUUUUUAGAUUAUACACAGAAGAAGCAUACAAUAAUUUAACAAAUGCCACACCUCCUGAAAUAAUGAGAUCUAAUUUAACUGAUGUAGUUUUGCAGCUUAAAGCCAUUUAUAUUGAUAAUAUUUUAAGAUUUCCAUUCCUUAGUCCACCACCUGCCAAAAAUCUUCUAUAUGCCAUGGAGAUGGUAAAAGCUUUAGAUGCUAUUGAUAAAUAUGGAAAUCUUACAAAGGAUUUUGGAACGAUAAUGGCAGAAUUGCCAUUGCCAGCAAGACAUUCAAGAAUGUUAAUAAAAUCUGGUGAAAUGGGUUGUUCAUCAGAAAUAGUGUGUGUAUUAGCAAUGCUACAACUUCAAGAACCAUUUAUAUUUCCAAAAUUUGGUAAUACAAUAUAUAAAGCUAAAAAGAUGCAUAGAAAUUUUGAAGUUUCAGAAGGAGAUAUAUUGACGUUAUUAAAUAUAUUCAAUGGAUUUCAAAAAAGUCAUAACAGAAAACAAUGGUGCAAUCGGUUUUUUUUAAAUUAUAAUGAAUUAUGCAGAGCACAGAAAAUUCGUACACAUUUAUUAGAUUUAAUGAAGAAAACAAAGAUUGAAAUUAAAUCUUGUAAAGGUAUUAAUAUGAUUAAUUCUUAGUUUUUUAAUUAAACAUUUAUAAUAAUGAUUUCCAUUUAUCAUUUAGGUGAUACAAGAAUAGUUGUAAAGUGUAUUGCUUCAGGUCUUUUCAAAAAUGCUGCUUAUUUACACUAUACGGGAGUUUAUAGAUCUGUUGGUAUUGAAGAGGAUCUUUACUUUCAUCCAAAAUCUCUUUUGCACUAUGUAAACCAACCACAAUGGUAAACUACAUUUUAUAAUUUUACAUUUAAAAAAUGAUGAACUUAUAAAUAUAAAUCAUAAAUACUCUAUAGUAAUAAAAUAAUAAAACAAAAUUAAAUAGUUAAUACUCGUAAAUAAAUAAAGUAUAUACAUAUAUCAAUAAAAAAUAAAUUUAUAAAAAUAAAAUAAUUAAAUUAUUGAAUGCGCCUCGAGUAUUAUGAUAAGUGUAUUAUACAACCAUUUUCAAAUUAAUCAUCAGGUAUAUCACAGUCAAAAUGUAACACUCUGUUUACAUUUUGCUGAUGAAUUCUUAAUUCAUACCAAUCAUAUAAUACACUUAUCAUAAUACUCCAUUGAUUCAUUUAUGUAUUUUAUUUUGAUGUAUACAUUUUUUAUUUAUGUAUUUAUUUUAUUUAUUUACUUAUUUAUAGCGUUUUUAAAAUGAUAACAAUUUAAAAAUAUGUACAAUCAAUAUUAUGUUCUGCAAAAUUUAAUAUAAUAAAUUAAUAAAUAAAUAAAUACUUUAAAUUAUUCUAUUUACCUGUAAUUAAGUGAAGUUAUAUCUUAAAUUAUAUGUUUAAUUACUAAAUUAAAUAUACAAUCAUCAUUGAUUAUACAAUUAUCUUAAAUUAUUUGUUUAAUUACCAAAUUAAAUAUACAAUCAUCAUUGAUUAUACAAUCUAUUCAAUAGUAAAGCAAGCCAGAUAAAGUAUUUUUUACAAUUAAAAUUUUACCAUGAUAAUUAUAUUUUAUUUAUUUAAUAAUAUAUUUUUAAUUUUGUGUAUAAACCAGUAAUAAUAAUUAUUCGUUUUAUUUUACAGGGUAUUAUAUGACGAACUCUUGGAAACAACUAAAUUAUACAUUAAAAAUAUGAUGGUAGUAACACCUUCAUUAUUGUUAGAAGUAGCUCCACAUUAUUAUUCAUCUCCGACUUUAUAA